This is a messenger RNA of Helicoverpa armigera (cotton bollworm), 1144 nucleotides long. It is a transcript of the gene oaf, whose product is annotated as out at first protein. NCBI's taxonomy places the organism in Eukaryota, Metazoa, Arthropoda, Insecta, Lepidoptera, Noctuidae. The coding region runs from base 121 to 933 and encodes 270 amino acids. The record is from RefSeq and is a predicted model, not a curated record. The transcript has 6 exons.
AUCUGUCAAUUUAAUUGUCAUUUGUCAAAUCAAUCAAGCAGAGUUUGAUUUGAAUGAUGCCAGUGCCACUGUUGAAUUGUGUUUUUAUAUGUGAAAUCUAGGAAUUGACCAGAAUAUAAAAUGAAAUUAAUAAUUUUGAAAGUUAUUUUGUUGUAUAUGUUAGCGACGCCGACAAAUCUACAGCUUCUUAUCAAUGUUCGGAAUCAGGGUGGCGAUGUUAUGCAGGAGAACAUAACCGCGAACGUGUCGGAGGACACCAUCACCCUGGAGUUCAUGCGGCUGGACGGCGUGUUCGUGUCGCAGCUCGUCGACUUCACCAACGAAGUGGAGGCAAUGAAACUAAUAAUUCCUGGUGAGGAGGAGUUGGGUCAGACAGGCCACCAGACACUCUGCUUCCUCACACAUGCAGCUCAGGCUGAUUUCAUAGCUCCCGAUGCUAUGGCCAAGUUGCGACAGAAAAAUCCGGGCACCAUUCGUGUGGCAGAGGAGGAUAAAGGGUGGCGGCAGACGACGGCAAGCGCGUGGGCCGGGCGCGCGGCGCGGCUGCUGUCGGCGGCCGCCGCGCGCCACUGCGGCGCCGCGCCCGACCGCGCCAUGCUGCGCGCCGCCGACCUCGCGCGCUGGGCGCCCAGACCUGGCAUGGAUCAGUCGUCUUACGCGUCAGCAGUGACGCCGUUUCCUGCGCACGCGUUGGCGUCAGACUCCGCGGACGGCAAGCCUGCCGUUGGGCCGUGCGUCUCAGAGACUGACCAUACUAAAGAAUGUAUAUGUCACAUGGAGGUAUGCGUGAAUUGGUACCCUUGUGGCUUAAAAUACUGCAAGGGUAAGCCACAAGGAGGGCUGAGCUACAGAUGCGGCAUCAAGACUUGCCACCGAUGCUACCGGUACCACUUCUACGUGCGGCGGCGCGACGCGUGCCCGAGCUACACGUGACGGCGCGACCGCCGGCCGCCGCGCCGCCGCGCACUCUGCCAAACUUACCAUCUAGUCCUCAUAUUCAUCAUGUUCAUAUAUUUUUAUAAAGAACCUUUGUUCUGUGACUAAACUGUGACAAUACCAUGGAUCCAUUCUUGUAAAUAUUAUUUUGUAAAGCUAAUAACUAUACUUAAUUAAGUUUUAAGAAAUACACUUUGAAUACUAUUUA